Messenger RNA from Mastomys coucha (southern multimammate mouse), 3131 nucleotides. RefSeq names its product synaptotagmin binding cytoplasmic RNA interacting protein (gene Syncrip). Gene Ontology annotation, molecular function: mRNA 5'-UTR binding. Gene Ontology annotation, biological process: CRD-mediated mRNA stabilization. NCBI's taxonomy places the organism in Eukaryota, Metazoa, Chordata, Mammalia, Rodentia, Muridae. Gene Ontology annotation, cellular component: ribonucleoprotein complex; CRD-mediated mRNA stability complex; nucleus. The record is from RefSeq and is a predicted model, not a curated record. The coding region runs from base 691 to 2562 and encodes 623 amino acids. The transcript has 11 exons.
CGCGAGGGAGUGUCCGCGCGGAGGGCGGGUCUCUCAUUCACUCAGCCCCUCGCGGUGGCCGCGGCGGAAGGGCGGGGUCUCUUCCCCCCCAUCCUCCCCGGGAGCGAGGGGCGGGGCAAGGGGCGGGGCCCGCGGGCGCGCGUCCCGAGGCGUCGGCUGCGUCGUCACGUCAGCGCGGGAGAGAGAAAGAGCGACUCGGCAGGGACUGGGGACGGGGCCGAGAGAGCUAGCGAGGGAGGGCGUGAGCCAGAGGAGAGCCGGAGAGGAGAAGGGCGGCCACUCGCGUCUGAGCGGCCGCGGACGGGAGUCGGGGGGAAGCUGGGGGAGGAGGUGCAGGGAAGGAAGGACGAAGGCCGAGGGGACCGGGCGGCCGGCGGCCGGCGGAGGUGGCUGGGGGAGAAGGAGGAGCCGUAGGAGGGCAGGGGCUGAGGGAGUGAGUGAGAGAAGCAGACGCGCCGGGGAGGGGAGGGAAGGGGGGUCACGCGGGGGCGCGCGCGCGCGCACUGGGAGCGCGCUCGGAGGCGAGUGGAACUGGAUCGGGUUUGCUGCCAGCGGCGUGAGCUCCGGCCGCCAUUUUACAACAGCUCCACUCGCGCCGGACACAGGGAGCAGCGAGCACGCGUUCCCCGCCAGCCGACCCCGUCGGACAGGAUUCCUCGGCCCCAGCCCCGCGGGGAGAUCUCUGGAAACAUGGCUACAGAACAUGUUAAUGGAAAUGGUACUGAAGAGCCCAUGGAUACUACUUCAGCAGUUAUCCAUUCAGAAAAUUUUCAGACAUUGCUUGAUGCUGGUUUACCACAGAAAGUUGCUGAAAAACUAGAUGAAAUUUACGUUGCAGGGCUAGUUGCACAUAGUGAUUUAGAUGAAAGAGCUAUCGAAGCUUUAAAAGAGUUCAAUGAAGACGGCGCAUUGGCAGUGCUUCAGCAGUUUAAAGACAGUGAUCUCUCUCAUGUUCAGAACAAAAGUGCCUUUUUAUGUGGAGUCAUGAAGACUUAUAGGCAGAGAGAGAAACAAGGGACCAAAGUAGCAGAUUCUAGUAAAGGACCAGAUGAGGCAAAGAUUAAGGCACUUUUGGAAAGAACAGGCUACACACUUGAUGUGACUACAGGUCAGAGGAAGUAUGGGGGACCACCUCCAGAUUCCGUUUAUUCAGGUCAGCAGCCUUCUGUUGGCACUGAGAUAUUUGUGGGGAAGAUCCCCAGAGAUCUGUUUGAGGAUGAGCUUGUUCCAUUAUUUGAGAAAGCUGGACCUAUAUGGGAUCUUCGUUUAAUGAUGGAUCCGCUUACUGGUCUAAACAGAGGUUAUGCGUUUGUCACUUUUUGUACAAAAGAAGCAGCACAAGAGGCUGUUAAAUUGUAUAAUAAUCAUGAAAUUCGUUCCGGCAAGCACAUUGGUGUCUGCAUCUCAGUUGCCAACAAUAGGCUUUUUGUGGGCUCUAUUCCUAAGAGUAAAACCAAGGAACAGAUUCUUGAAGAAUUUAGCAAAGUGACAGAGGGUCUCACAGAUGUCAUCUUAUACCACCAACCUGAUGACAAGAAAAAAAACAGAGGCUUUUGCUUUCUUGAAUAUGAAGAUCACAAAACAGCUGCCCAGGCAAGGCGUAGGCUAAUGAGUGGCAAAGUCAAAGUCUGGGGAAAUGUUGGAACUGUUGAAUGGGCCGAUCCUAUUGAAGAUCCCGAUCCUGAAGUUAUGGCAAAGGUAAAAGUGCUGUUUGUACGCAACCUUGCCAACACUGUAACAGAAGAAAUUUUAGAAAAGUCGUUUAGUCAGUUUGGGAAACUGGAACGAGUAAAGAAGCUAAAAGAUUAUGCUUUCAUUCAUUUUGAUGAGAGAGAUGGUGCUGUCAAGGCUAUGGAAGAAAUGAAUGGUAAAGACUUGGAGGGAGAAAAUAUUGAAAUUGUUUUUGCUAAGCCACCAGAUCAGAAGAGGAAAGAAAGAAAAGCUCAGAGGCAAGCAGCAAAGAAUCAAAUGUAUGAUGAUUACUACUAUUAUGGUCCACCUCAUAUGCCUCCCCCAACAAGAGGUCGAGGGCGUGGAGGUAGAGGUGGCUAUGGAUAUCCUCCAGAUUAUUAUGGAUACGAAGAUUAUUAUGAUUAUUAUGGUUAUGAUUACCAUAACUAUCGUGGUGGAUAUGAAGAUCCAUACUAUGGUUAUGAAGAUUUUCAAGUUGGAGCUAGAGGAAGGGGUGGUAGAGGAGCAAGGGGUGCUGCUCCAUCCAGAGGUCGCGGGGCUGCUCCUCCCCGUGGUAGAGCCGGUUAUUCACAGAGAGGAGGCCCUGGAUCAGCAAGAGGUGUUCGCGGUGCGAGAGGAGGUGCCCAACAACAAAGAGGCCGCGGGGUACGUGGUGCAAGGGGUGGCCGCGGUGGAAAUGUAGGAGGAAAGCGCAAAGCUGAUGGGUACAACCAGCCAGAUACCAAGCGGCGCCAGACCAAUAAUCAGAACUGGGGCUCCCAACCCAUUGCUCAGCAACCGCUCCAAGGUGGUGAUCAUUCUGGUAACUAUGGUUACAAAUCUGAAAACCAGGAGUUUUAUCAGGAUACUUUUGGGCAACAGUGGAAGUAGAGAUAGAGCAUCUGUAAAAUUAGAGACUGAUAGGUUGAUCAGAGAUGGCCUAAAUCUGAACAGGUGCCACUGUAAUUUGAGACAUCUGGCAAGAUUUCCCCUUUAUGUAUAUAUUUUAACAACCCGCUUGGACAUGAACAAAGCCACACUUCUAACUAACUGCUUCUGGCGAAUUGCUUUUAUUUUUACUUUUUAAUUUUUUCCAAUAAACAUAUUAUUAGAAGAUAUGAAAGGUAGUUAAUGAGUUUGCAUUCCUGCUUGAGAAUUUGGCUCAUUUGGCUGCAGUAUAUACAAUGUUUCUGGGUAAUAUUUAGACUUGGUGUCUUGAAAAAAAAAAGGUAGUUGAUUAAAAACUGAGUAUGUCUUCAUAUCUUGUAUCAGAAUAACUAUUUAUUUGUAUGUUACCAACUUAAAUUGCUAGAAUAAGGUAAAUUGGUACACAACUGCUAUUUUUAAUUUAGAACUUUAACCCAAUUGGGUUUUCAAAAUCAUUUUGCUACUUGUAUUCUUGAUGCUGUUGUUACUUUCAAUAAAAAAAAAAUUCACACCUAAAUGUAUACGUACUAAAA